CUUUCCUCCUAUCUGGAGUCGGCGGAUUUCUCCUCGUCGGAUAGCAGCAAUCCUCUCCGAGGCGGCCAAGCCCCAAACAAAGGAAAGAAAAGCUCGGACCGAAAAAAGGAAAAAAAAAUCCCAAAUCCCAUAUCAUCAAGCUACAAAGCCCCAAAAUUCUUCUCCAUCUGAAAACCUAAUCCUAGAAAUCCAUCGAACGAGUGCAAGAAUUCUUCUCCUCCUUCGUCCUUCGGCGCCGCGGAAGGUGAUCUAGAUAUCGGAAGCUAGGUCGGAGAUGUCUUCGAGCUCGGGGCAGCCGCAGUUCCGGUACACGCAGACUCCGUCGAAGGUGCUCCACCUCCGCAACCUGCCGUGGGAGUGCACGGAGGAGGAGCUUGUCGAGCUCUGCAAGCCCUUCGGCAAGAUCGUCAACACCAAAUGCAACGUCGGCGCCAAUCGCAACCAGGCCUUUGUUGAGUUUGGAUGUGGCAUGGUGGCGGUACUUCUUGUCUCUGUACCUUUUGAUGACAUAGAAUCGGCGGAUCUUAAUCAAGCAAUAUCAAUGGUUUCAUAUUAUGCUUCUUCAUCUGAUCCUGCACAAGUUCGUGGCAAAACUGUUUAUAUCCAGUAUUCGAAUAGGCAAGAAAUUACAAAUAAUAAGAGCUCUGGAGAUGUGUCUGGGAAUGUCUUGCUUGUCACUAUUGAAGGCGUUGAAGCUGGCGAUGUUAGCAUAGAUGUCAUUCAUUUGGUGUUCUCUGCCUUCGGAUUUGUGCACAAAAUUGCUACCUUUGAAAAGGCUGCUGGUUUUCAGGCACUGAUUCAGUACACUGAUGCAGAAACUGCUUCAAAUGCAAGAAAUGCCUUGGAUGGACGAAGUAUUCCAAGAUACUUGCUUCCGGAGCAUGUUGCCUCAUGCCACUUGCGUAUCUCGUUUUCUGCACACACGGAUUUGAAUAUCAAGUUCCAAUCACAUCGCAGCAGGGAUUACACAAAUCCUUAUCUUCCUGUAAACCCCUCAGCAAUUGAGGGAACUCUACAGCCUACGUUGGGUCCAGAUGGAAAGAAAAAGGAGCCUGAGAGUAAUGUACUUUUAGCUUCGAUUGAGAAUAUGCAAUAUGCUGUGACAGUUGAUGUUCUUCAUAAGGUGUUCUCGACAUUCGGUACUGUGCAGAAAAUUGCAAUUUUUGAGAAGAACGGUGGAAUGCAGGCUUUAAUUCAAUAUCCUGAUGUAACAACCGCAGCAGUUGCCAAAGGGGCUUUGGAGGGACACUGCAUCUAUGAAGGUGGUUAUUGUAAGCUUCAUCUGUCAUACUCUCGUCAUACUGAUCUCAACGUAAAGGCACAUAAUGAUAGAAGCAGAGACUACACGAUCCCGGACACAGGUAUACUUGCGAUGCCCCAAGCUCCUGGUUUGCCAACUGCUGCUGCUGGUUGGCAGGCUAAUCCCCAGGCUGCAUCUAUGUAUGUUGGUAAUGAGUAUGCAGUUGGUGCACAAGCACCAGUUCCCAAUGGGCAAAUGCCAACUUGGGAUCCUAGCAUGCAGGGAGGGGCCUAUGCCUCCCCAAGCACAUACCCGGCUCAAACAUUUGCACCACCCCCUGUUUCUCAGUACCCUUCUUUGGCAGCUAUCUCUCAUGCUCCAGCUGAAUCACUUCAAGCUUCACAGUCGAUGUCGAUGCCUCCAUAUGGUAUGCCGCCAAAUGCACAGCCACAUGCUGCAUCAGCCGGCCUGCCUUCUUAUUACCCUUCAUAAGCUGUAUGUUCCCUGACAUCUUUUUGAAUCCAUUGCAUCUGUCACAAGUAUUCCACGAGUUCUAUUCUCCAUCAGUGAUCUGGUGGUACUUUGAAAUGACUGUUUUUACUGUAUGUUGCUGGUUCUCAUCACAGCUUUCUCUAUGUAGCCUUGAAACAAGUUGCCCCAGUUAAAUGCUGUCUCACUUAAAUUUGUCCCUUGGAAAAUGUUGGUUCUUUGUUGUCGGCAUAUGAUAGCAAGUUACAUAUUACAUUAGCAAGUGUUACGAUGGCCUUGCAAGAUUUGGAGCUCGACUUUGUAAUGGUCAUAUUCGAAGGAAUUCGUGACUUGGAACCAAUGCCAUUCAAGCGGGCUUGCACUGCUGCGUUUGGGGCCGUCUCUACAUUACGUUCUGCAGUCUAAACACCAUAUUGUAUAAUCAAAGGCUCGUAAAUCAUUCCAUCCAUGACUGUUGAAACAUCUUCAAGAUCGGUAAACUAGAAUCUCACAUAGCCACUUUUGAGUUCGAUAACCUUAAGUUUCUUUUUUUGAAACAUCGGGAUGACGAGGCCACAGGUUUGGACAAAUGCCACCGUGAUGUUGCUACCGGCCAAUCACUGCAGCCAAAGCGUAUGGGUUUCGUCAGCUUCCGUUGCAGUCGGUGUGCAUAGACCUCGAGGGCCCCAUGGUAAGCUGCAAGGUGCCGCUGAGAGUGCAGGAAGCGACUCUCCACGAAGAAAGACAGCCUUAAAGCGCAGGUGCUGUCCCAGAGAUGAGGUGCUUCUCUCUUCUCCUAGUUGAGUCAAACGGCAUGUCAGGUGUUUAAAAAAAGUUUUGAACAACUUAAAGCUGAGUGUCAACUCUGGGUGCAGAUUUUGGCCGGGAAUUUUAGUCA
This is a messenger RNA of Phoenix dactylifera (date palm), 2606 nucleotides long. Its product is annotated as polypyrimidine tract-binding protein homolog 1-like. The record is from RefSeq and is a predicted model, not a curated record. Gene Ontology annotation, molecular function: RNA binding. Lineage: Eukaryota; Viridiplantae; Streptophyta; Magnoliopsida; Arecales; Arecaceae.